UUGAGAAAUGCUUUAUGCAUCCGUAAUUCUGUGAACCCUAACCGGGGAUCCACUUUCACUCAAUUUCUCAUUUCCACUUUCUAAAACCGCAGGCGCCAUCGAUUCGAUUUCGUUUCGUCUCUCACCGGCGUCGUCCGUCUUUGUUUUAUUUUCCUGCUCCGGCGUCUUCUUAUUCAUUUGCUCUACCGGAGGCUCUAGGUAGAAAUAUUAUUAGAAUGAGGCGAAGGCCGGGAAUUGGAGGUUUGCAGAAUGCCGCUGCUGCUAGGGAUCAAUAUCGAAGACUGGGAGAGAAUGUGGCUAAAUUGAGAACUGAUCUCAUGAAAGAACAGCUCACUACUUUUCGUUCCCAGCUUGAAGACUUUGCUCGGAAACAUAAGAAUGACAUUCGCAAGAACCCAGCAUUCAGAGCACAAUUUCAUGAGAUGUGUGCCAAAGUUGGAGUAGAUCCUCUGGCCUCAAAUAAGGGCUUCUGGGCUGAGUUGUUAGGGAUUGGUGACUUCUACUAUGAACUUGGAGUGCAAAUUGUUGAGAUUUGCUUAGCAACUAGACCACACAAUGGGGGGUUGAUUAGCUUGGAAGAAUUGUGUAAAUUGCUUGGACAAAGAAGGAAGGGGGCUCGUGAGGCUGUCUCUCAGGAUGAUUGUUUACGUGCUAUCAGUAAGCUCAAGGUGCUUGGUAAUGGCUUUGAGGUGAUUUCUCUAGGGAAAAAGAAGCUCAUUAGAUCUGUUCCUACUGAAUUGAACAAAGACCACAAUGAAAUUUUAGAGCUGGCACAGGGUCAAGGAUUUGUGACUGUUGAUGAAGUUGAGAGACGGCUCUCUUGGUCGACUGGUCGAGCAACGGAUGCUCUUGAAACUUUGUUAGAAGAGGGUCUUGCCAUGAUUGAUGAUGGUCACAGGGAUGGUAGACGCCGGUAUUGGUUCCCCUGCGUAUCUUCUGUCUCUUCCUACUCAGGAACAGAUUCUGUUUGAGGUUUUUUGGGUCUUGAGUUUUAUCUUAUCAUUCAUAAACAUGUAAUUUCUUAAGUCUUAAGAUCAAUGAUCCAGGAAUAUAUCUGCUUCAGGGUUUUGAUUUAACUACAA
Andrographis paniculata is the source of this 1082-nucleotide messenger RNA. RefSeq names its product vacuolar protein sorting-associated protein 22 homolog 1. Gene Ontology annotation, biological process: protein transport to vacuole involved in ubiquitin-dependent protein catabolic process via the multivesicular body sorting pathway. The transcript has 8 exons. Lineage: Eukaryota; Viridiplantae; Streptophyta; Magnoliopsida; Lamiales; Acanthaceae. The coding region runs from base 216 to 971 and encodes 251 amino acids. The record is from RefSeq and is a predicted model, not a curated record. Gene Ontology annotation, cellular component: ESCRT II complex.